ACAAAUAUUGAAAGCAAUUCAGAACUAAAGCUCUUGAGUAGUUCGCGUGGAUUAAAUAAAAAUGAUCUUUACAAUAGCCUACAUAACGUUAACAUUGAAUGUUUACAAGCUAUAUAAAUAUUUUAGUCGAAACCUGUUUUUUCAUAAAUACCUUUUAUAUAAAAACACAGUUUGUGUCAGAUUUGUAGUUUAUUUAUUUUUUUAGGGUUUUUCCCGGUUAGCAACGGUUGCUGCUUAGCCUCUCCAUGGCAACAACAAACGAGGCCACGGAGCAGCGCGGCGACGUUUUGAAUAAGCCAAAAACUUACAAAGAAAGUGCUCUUAAAACUUUGUAAAUACUUAACUUGUUGACUAGCAGAGAUGGAGGGUCUCGCGUCCGUGCAGGAUCUCCGCGCUCUUUCAGCUUUACUCAGUCCACCACAUGAAGAUGAGGAAGAUCUGCAGAAAGUAAAGCCUUUGGAGAAAAUGGGACCGGGUCACAUUGGCACACCGGCUCUACAUUCAACAGACAACAAACAAGGUAGUACUGCCUAUGUGAAGAAGAACAACAAAAAUAUCUGGGAUGAUGAAGAAGUGACAGAGGGGUCACACUUUGAUGACCUCACAGAUCCAAGACCACAACCUGAGUAUGAGAUUAUCCUGAAGCAGUCUGUUGGAACUGAAGAUUUGUUUCUUGGCUUGAGCAGAAAGGACCCCUCAUCCAUGUGCUGUGAAAGCAUGCUGGUGAAAGUUAAACUGCCAGGUACAAAAGCUUCAGAUUUGUUUUUGGAUGUGAAGGAGACAUUUCUUGACCUCAGAACUCCAAAGUAUAAGUUAGGCCUUCACCUGCCUCAUCCAGUACACAAACAUGAGGGGAAUGCCAGAUUUAUUACAGAGCGAGAAGAACUGGAGAUCACACUGCCUAUGAAUAGACCAAUGGACAGUAUCAACCUUGCCUGAGAGUGAAAAAGAGAGAAUAAAGAGACUAAACAAUGAGCAACAAGUUUCAACAGCCUAUGGUCCUUGAUUAAUCAUAAAUUGUUGUAGCUGAGGACAAUGAAAUAAAUUAUCUAUACAUUUUACAGCUAAACAACAGUAUUAGAUAAAGAAAUGUACCUGGAUGAGAAGUGUCCUGUUAUGCAGUAGUAUUACAAAACUGAUCUUGUGAU
Molecule: messenger RNA, 1148 nt
Organism: Paramisgurnus dabryanus
Lineage: Eukaryota; Metazoa; Chordata; Actinopteri; Cypriniformes; Cobitidae
Gene: dnaaf6
Product: dynein axonemal assembly factor 6
Biological process (GO): flagellated sperm motility; axonemal dynein complex assembly
Cellular component (GO): cytoplasm
Molecular function (GO): protein-folding chaperone binding; dynein intermediate chain binding
Source: RefSeq, a predicted model, not a curated record